Molecule: messenger RNA, 1027 nt
Organism: Habropoda laboriosa
Lineage: Eukaryota; Metazoa; Arthropoda; Insecta; Hymenoptera; Apidae
Gene: bond
Product: elongation of very long chain fatty acids protein 4-like
Exons: 7
Coding region: 121-921 (266 amino acids)
Biological process (GO): fatty acid elongation, monounsaturated fatty acid; very long-chain fatty acid biosynthetic process; fatty acid elongation, saturated fatty acid
Cellular component (GO): endoplasmic reticulum membrane
Molecular function (GO): fatty acid elongase activity
Source: RefSeq, a predicted model, not a curated record
AAGAACAUCGUGACUUUCUGUUGCGUCCAAGUUGAUCCGAGCUUCUCGAGGAUUUCAGGUGAAACCUCGCUCAAAUUGUAAUUACCUAUUCGAUAAGAAGAGAACGGGAAGCCUGUCAAUAUGUCGGGUUUAAUGCGCUUGGUGGUCAACAACUACAACGAGAUCCUGCAGACCAACAAAGAAAUCAUGGUGGAUUCCUGGCCGAUGAUGGGCUCACCUGGCCCUAUGUUGUGCAUCGUGGGGACCUACUUAGCGUUCGUUUUGAAAGUCGGCCCGAAAAUGAUGGAAAAGAGGCCAGCCUUCCAGUUGAACUUUCUGCUGAUCGCUUACAAUGCCUUUCAAGUGCUUUUCAGUAUCUGGCUGACGCUCAGAUCGCUGGAACCCGGUGUAGGUCCUCUGAUAUUCUCACCGAAAUGCAACUCUGCAAAUCGAACGCCUAUCGACAUCAACGUGCAAGCUUCCGUAUCGAAAGCAGCGUGGUGGUACUUUAUCGCGAAGAUGAUCGAGCUUCUAGACACCGUGUUCUUCGUGCUGCGCAAGAAGCAAAACCAAGUGACCUUCUUGCACGUCUACCACCACACGAUGACCUCGGUGUUCUCCUGGUGUUACCUGAAAUUUCUUCCCGGAGAACAGGGUGCUCUGAUCGGUAUCCUCAAUUCUUUCGUGCACAUCGUCAUGUACUCGUAUUACCUGAUCGCAGCACUUGGCCCGCAAUACAGGAAAUACCUGUGGUGGAAGAAAUACAUGACCGGGAUCCAGCUGGUACAAUUCCUCAUAAUGCUCGGCUACCUGAUGAUGGUCCUCGCGAUGGACUGCAAAGUGCCAAAGGCUCUUACCUACUUCUUCCUCGCGAACGUGGUGAUCUUCAUCUACCUGUUCCUCGAUUUCUACAGAAAAGCCUACAAGAAGAAGAAAGUCUAAUUCACGUUCGAACUUGAACACUCGUCGAACACUCGUCGAACACCAACGUCGCUGUCGUUCGAGAGAACGACGAAGAAAAAGAAGAGACCAUUAGGGUAACAAUAGG